UUAAAAAUAAUCAAAUUUAAUCAUUCUUCAGCUAGUUUCAUACAGGUGAUUUUUCGACUGACGAUUAAUUUCAAUUUAAAUUAAAAAUAAAGGAAGAUUUUCGCAGGUCGAUUAUCGCAGAUGUCAACGAGAGAUUUGCAUCGCAAGAGAAAUCGGAUGACAAACAUGAUUCGAAAUUUCUUCGUCGAUUUCUUCAGCUGCACGUUGCAUUGAAACGUAAGGAAAUUAUAUCGACGAUGAUUGACGGUCGUUCAUAAAGGAAAAAAAAAUAUGAUCGGCGACACAUCGCAAAAUCAGACAGAUAGGGAGCUGGUCGCAUGGCUCGACAGCAUCCCUAUCUCGAAACCGACGAGAAAUUUGACGAGGGACUUUUCGGAUGCCGUUCUCGUGGCGGAGAUCUUGAAAGUAUACUAUCCUCGAUAUGUGGAACUUCACAAUUACGUUCCGGCGAAUAACUUGAACACGAAGAAAGAGAACUGGAACACAUUGAAUCGGAAGGUGCUCGCGAAGAUCGAUAUGAAAUUGACCAAAGACGCUAUCCAUAAUUUAGCGAGUGCGUCACAAGGCGCAAUCAAGAAGUUCUUGUUGGAGUUAAGAAUAAAAAUUCUAAGAAAUGACGAGGAAGCUCACAAGAUGAAUUGCAAAUAUGACUUAGAAGGUCGCAGAUGUCGAGUAAUCGUAUAUUUGUAUGCUUCACUCAUAGAAGAGAAAACUGGAGACUCGCUGGACAAUCAAUUCAAUUCGUCGGUGGAAAGCUCAAGCAAACUCGAAGCCGAUCCGAAGAUCAAUGAAAUUAAUUCAUCGAAAUUUGCGCGUCUCAAACGAGGACUCUUCUUCGUCUUCAGUUGGAUUAUUUUCCCUUUUUGGAUCUUAAUCAGCUACUUCAAACUUCCUCGUUUGGGUGGAUGCAGGCGCGAUGCACUUGCGGAUGUCGGGACGGAGCGAAUAAAAAACGUAAAUGAUGAAACCGUUUGUCGUGAGAUCUAUUCGGAACUGAAGCAAGAGCUGCGUGAAAAGGAGGAGAUUAUAUGCACUCUGAAUCAUAAGAUCGUGUAUCUGGAGAGUUCAAUGAAACUCAAGGAUCUACGCAUCUCCAGCUUAACUACGCAAAUCCUGCAAAACGCCGUCGAGAUGGAUCGGUCGGUGAAAUCGAGCGACGACGCUCGCGUUAAAUUACGCUCGCGAUCGCACAAUUUUCACGAGAGCAAAACCAAUUAGAAAUUCGUAGCAAUUGCGCAUCUUGUUAUAAAGUCAGGAACGAAAAAAUAUGUAUCGUGUCAUU
Messenger RNA from Camponotus floridanus (Florida carpenter ant), 1282 nucleotides. RefSeq names its product sperm flagellar protein 1. Gene Ontology annotation, cellular component: axoneme. The transcript is spliced from 4 exons. Gene Ontology annotation, biological process: regulation of cytoskeleton organization. Bases 271 to 1218 code for a protein of 315 amino acids. Gene Ontology annotation, molecular function: microtubule binding. NCBI's taxonomy places the organism in Eukaryota, Metazoa, Arthropoda, Insecta, Hymenoptera, Formicidae. The record is from RefSeq and is a predicted model, not a curated record.